AUGUUAAUAAAUAUAGAAAAAUAUGCCAAAUUGAUUUACCCAGCAAAUAAGGAAAAUUUAAUUAAGUUAGAAAGAAAUAGAGUAGUUAACUCGUAUAUCAAUAGGAAUAACUUAGUUGCUGUAUUAGAUAUCCCACUAAUUGAACGAGACAUAUACACACACUACAAAAUAAUAUCAAUUCCAAUAUCUAAUUCCGAUGUUACCCAUAUCAUAAUCCCAUCAUAUCCUUUCCUAUUGGUGAAAAGAUUGAAAUACCGAUCAGCGGUGAGUCCCUGUGAAGAAAUCGACGACGAAAAGUUCUUAUGCCCAGAGGAAAGUUUCGCAGAGUAUCCAGCUGAAACAUGUAUUGAGCAAAUAAUGCAGAUGAAAACCAACUACAGUAGCUGCCAGCAACAUAAUAUACGAUUGGAGAAUUUGAAAAUUCAGAGGAUCUUCAAGAACUAUUGGCUACUCUAUACCACUAAGGACUUGAUUAUAACUGAACACUGUCCAGAACAUAUAAAAAAAUACCAAGUGAAAGGUACAUAUAUAAUUAUACCUAAUCAAGAAUGCAGAACAAAGGUUGUAGACACAUUCAUCAACACUCCGAGGUACUUUGCGAAUAUCAAACUUCAGCUUCCCACAAUCGAGAUGCCAACCGUACGAGAGGAUGACAUCAAGAAAGAAGCAAAAAGUUAG
This is a messenger RNA of Parnassius apollo (apollo), 678 nucleotides long. Lineage: Eukaryota; Metazoa; Arthropoda; Insecta; Lepidoptera; Papilionidae. The record is from the annotation of a GenBank genome assembly.